AUGGAUGUAUCUGAAGAAAUAUUAAAAUUAUUUUAAGAAAAAUAUGUAAUUAAGGCUUUAAGGCUUGAUUUGAAAUCAUAAAAUAUUAGAGCAAAGGACAAUUAUUCGAAUAUAAAUUUCGGAAAUAGAACAUCGAAAUUAACAUUGGUAUAAAGAUUUUUGAAUAAGCUAAAGACAAGCAAUCCAAAAGAUAGGGAUUCAAUAUUAAAUGAAAUAGAUAAUUAUCAUUUAUAAAACUAUAUAAAUGAUAUUAGUAAUUUUAUUUCAGAUUAAACAGUAACUGAUAAUGAUAUUCCUUAUUUUAUGCAAUUAUGUUCAAAAUUACAUUAAACAUACGAAGAAUUCGCAGGAACAUUAAUAACAAAUAUAACAAGAUAAAUAAAAACAAAUAUUAAACUGAAAGAAAAAGACGAUAAAAUAAUUUCGAUAAAAAGAAGGGAGAUGAUGCGUUUUUUAUGUGAAUUAUUUGUAAUAGGUUUUCCAGUAUCUUUUGAAAAAGUAAUGGAAUGUUUAAGAGAAAUAAUAUCUUAAAAAGAUUCAAAAUCUAUUCUAUUAAAUGUUUAAACUGCCUUAAUGUUUUCUACUCAAUUUGCUUUUGAAAUAUUUGGUAAGAGAGGUUUUAAAUUAGGUUACUAUCACGAAAAAUAUGAAAACCUUCCUAAUAUUUUUAACUUUGAUUAUUAAAUUAUUCCUUAAGAAAAAAUUUUAAAGAUAUUAUAAUCAAUGUAAUAAUAUAUAUAUAGACUAACUGAAUAGUUAAAAUAGCUAUAUGAGUAAAAAUAAGUUUUAAGUGAAAAAGUAAAGAAGAUUUUAGAAGAAGAAGGUGAAAUAUUUGAAAAAGAUGUAGAAUUAUAAUACAAUCGAACAAUAAAAAAUUAUAAAUAAUUAUUUGAAGCUUUAUCUACAAUUGCAGAUUGCCUUGAAUUAGAAUUCUGUGUAGAUUUCGGAGAAAACGAAGCCGAAAUAAAACAGAAAAAAUUAGUUAGAGAUAUUCUUGAAUACAGAAAAGAAUAUAAUUUAAUGGUUCCUUAAUUAUGUAGAUUUGUGGCUGUAGUAUCUAAAUAUUUUAAAGAUUUAGCUGAUUUUUUAGUAGAUAAAGUAAUUAAAGAUUUUAAUAUUUAUAAAGAAAAAAAUAGAUAAGAUUUUUCUUUUAGAGAUAAAAAAAUUAGAUAUUUAAAAUAUUUAUGUGAAUUAGUGAAAUUUAAAGUAGUUGAUUUAGGAAAAAUCCUUGAUAUAUUAAAAUCAUUAAUAGAUGAUUUUUCAACUCAAUAAAUAGAUUUAGUUUGCGCUAUACUAGAUAAUUGUGGAAGAUUUUUAUAUAAAUGUAAUGAAAGUAGAUUUAGAUACUGUGGACUAUUAGAUAAUCUAUAAUGGAAAUUAUAAAAAGCUAAUUUACCUACGAACAAGCUUAUUUAGCUUGAAAACUCAAUUAAUUUAUCAAAACCAUCUAAAAAACGACAAAUAAAAGCACCAAAAGAAGAAACAGAAGAAUAAAAAUUUAUAAACUAUUUAAUUUUUUAUGUUUUAAAUAUAUAAAAUUUCAAAUAAGUUACUGAAGUAUUAAGUAAUAUGAAUUGGAAUGAAUAAUUAGAAUAAUAUUGUUUUAAGGCAAUAAUGAAAAAAAUGACAAAAGGAAAGGUAGAUUAAAUAUAAUUAUGCGCAGGAGUAAUAUCUUUUUUAAAUAAAUUAAGACCUUCUAUAACAAUAAAAAUAGUAGAUGAGUUAAUAGAAAGAACUAUUUUUGGUAUGGAAACUAAUUAAGUUUAAGAAUAAUAAAAAAGAAUAAAUGUAAUAAGAUUAUUAAGUGAAUUAUAUAUUUUUAAUGUAUUAGAAAUUGAUUUUAUUUUUACUGUUUUAUAUAUGAUUUUAAAUUUUGGUCAUGAAGAUUUUAGAGAUAUUGAGGAAUAAUAAAGAAUUGAUGGAGAAGAAGAUCUAUUUAGGAUAUCUAUGGUAUGUAAUAUGAUAGAACCUAUAUAGGAUUAUUUAAGAAAGAAGAAAAAUUUUCAAACGACUUUGAAGUUUUUGGUUAAUUUUCAUAAGUAUAUUUUAUCAAAAAAAUAUGUCCCGAUAGAUAUUGAGUUUAUGAUUCUGGAUACUUUUGAUACUUUAGAUGAUAGUUAAAGGUUUACUAAAAUUAAAAACUUUGAAUAAGCUUCAGAAUUGGUUAUUAAGGUCAAUUCGGAAUAAAAUUAAAAAGAAAAAUAGAAGAUAUUAUUAGUGAAUAUGUUAGUAUUAUUGGAAAAAUAAAAGAAAAUUUAUAAUAAGAAUAAAAAUAAAAAUAAGAGUAAAAAUAAGAAUGUGAAUAAUAAUAUGAUCAAGAAUAGAUUAAAGAAAUUGAUUAAGAAGAAGAAAGAAAAAAUAUAGUUCUUCAAGCACAAAUAGAAUUAUUUGAAAGAGAACUUAAAAAUACAAUAGAA
This is a messenger RNA of Ichthyophthirius multifiliis, 2417 nucleotides long. RefSeq names its product mif4g domain protein. The transcript has 9 exons. The annotation marks the transcript as partial. Gene Ontology annotation, cellular component: exon-exon junction complex; cytoplasm. Gene Ontology annotation, molecular function: protein binding; RNA binding. Gene Ontology annotation, biological process: nuclear-transcribed mRNA catabolic process, nonsense-mediated decay. The record is from RefSeq and is a predicted model, not a curated record. NCBI's taxonomy places the organism in Eukaryota, Ciliophora, Oligohymenophorea, Hymenostomatida.